Messenger RNA from Hemisphaericaspora subhashii, 1467 nucleotides. It is a transcript of the gene AUR1, whose product is annotated as inositol phosphorylceramide synthase. The coding region runs from base 1 to 1467 and encodes 488 amino acids. Gene Ontology annotation, cellular component: inositol phosphoceramide synthase complex. The transcript has a single exon. Gene Ontology annotation, molecular function: inositol phosphoceramide synthase activity. Gene Ontology annotation, biological process: inositol phosphoceramide metabolic process; sphingolipid biosynthetic process. The record is from RefSeq and is a predicted model, not a curated record. Lineage: Eukaryota; Fungi; Ascomycota; Pichiomycetes; Serinales; Debaryomycetaceae.
AUGGCUCGUAUAUUAAGAUCUAGUAUUAUGCAAAGUCCAUCUCAAUUACUUCAAUAUUAUUUUCUUCUGGAUAAAUCACCAAAUUCAACAUUAUCUGAUUUAAUAAUUGAUACAAAUAUUAAUACCACAUUAAGAAAACUUAAACAUCAUAAAUGGUCAAAAGGUGAAAUAUUACAUUAUGGAUUUUUAUCAUCAAUAUUAGGAUUUGUAUUUUUAAUUUAUCCAACUACAUUUUUAAUUAAAUUACCAAUUGCAUUUAUAUUUAUCCUUUGUUUAUUAAUUCCAUUAACUAAUCAAUUCUUCCUUUAUGCAUUACCAGUAUUUGCUUGGUUAGCUUUAUAUUUUAGUUGUUCUAAAAUUCCAGUUAAUUGGAAACCAGCUAUUUCAGUUAAAGUAUUACCAGCAAUGGAAACAAUCUUAUAUGGUGAUGAUUUAUCAAAUGUUUUAGCCACAAUUACCACAACUCCAUUAGAUAUAAUAGCUUGGUUACCUUAUGGAAUUGUUCAUUUUAGUUUCCCAUUUAUAAUUGCUGCUAUUAUUUUCAUAUUUGGCCCCCCCACUGCUUUAAGAUCAUUUGGAUUUGCAUUUGGAUAUAUGAAUUUAGUUGGAGUCAUGAUUCAAAUCUUUUUCCCGGCUGCUGCUCCUUGGUAUAAGAAUUUAUAUGGAUUAGAACCAGCUAAUUAUUCCAUGCAUGGAUCUCCGGGUGGAUUAGGUAGAAUUGAUGAAUUAUUAGGAAUUGAUCUUUAUACUACUGGAUUUUCCAAUUCCCCAGUUAUAUUUGGAGCAUUUCCAUCAUUACAUUCUGGAUGUGCAAUUAUGGAUGUAUUCUUUUUAUGUUAUUUAUUUCCUCGAUUUAAAUCAAUUUGGUUUAUUUAUGGAUGUUGGCUUUGGUGGAGUACUAUGUAUUUAACUCAUCAUUAUUUUGUUGAUUUAAUUGGUGGAGCAAUGUUAUCAUUUAUUGUAUUUGAAUUUGUUAAAUAUAAAUAUUUACCAAUAUGUGAUUCAACAAAAUUUUGUCGUUGGUCAUAUUCAGAACUUGAAUUUAUUAAUGUUAAUCAAAUAGAUCCAUUAUCAUCUAAUUAUGUUUAUUUGAAUGAUGAUGAAAGUAGAUUAUAUACUAGAAUUCAUCCUCAAAAUAUUCAAAUUCAACAAAUAAUUGCCACUCCAUCAAUUCUGUCAACAACAAGAGGAGUUGUUAAUGAAUCACAAAUUCCUAAUGAAACUUUUGAAAUGGCAAAUCUUGCUCAUCCAAUUAGUAUAAGAAAUAAUAGUAAUAAUGAAGAAGAAGGUGAAAGUGAUAUUUCAUCAACUUCAAAUACUCCAUCAGUAUUUGAAGAAGAACAUUUACCUUCUAGUGUUGCUGCAUCUUCAACUACAUCAUUAGAUGAAAUGGAAACUCAAUCUACAUCAAAUUAUAUAAAUCCUCCUUCAUUUACAAAAGCUAAUAGUUUUGCUAAGAAUAGAUGA